Pochonia chlamydosporia 170 is the source of this 966-nucleotide messenger RNA. RefSeq lists its product as hypothetical. The record is from RefSeq and is a predicted model, not a curated record. The transcript has 2 exons. Bases 1 to 966 code for a protein of 321 amino acids. Lineage: Eukaryota; Fungi; Ascomycota; Sordariomycetes; Hypocreales; Clavicipitaceae.
AUGGGAAAGCGGAAACUCGUGGCCGCGAGCUUUCAGGAUCCGGAGGGACAAGACUUGCAAGAGUAUGAAACGGACUUCGAGUCGAAGGACCAGAAGAUGAUCAAGCGAAGACACAAGCGGGCAAAGAAGGUAAUGGCGUGUGUGGAAAGAUCUACUCGACAACGCGAUGCGGUUGACCUCUUCAUCAAAGCAGCCCAGUACAGGUAUUCCAAUGAUAACAGUUGCUUGAAAACACCAAAUUUGAGCGUCGUGACGUUUACAUGGUUACCGUACCAUGUACCUAGCAGCCUGUUAGAACAGCUCAACGUUGAAGGUGUUCCCACACGGAUCCAAAAAUACUUUGAAAGGUUCGGUUUACCACCGUGCUGGGACGAGUUCCAUUUGGCUUUAAAGGGGAAACAUCCGAAUUUGUCAAAGAACUUCCAUUAUGUCCCACAGCCGCGUCAUGCCGACAACACCAACAUAUCCAGCGAUGCAAGGCCAGAAAUUGUUCACGUCCAUAACAAAGCCAUAGUGGCAAAUAUUGAAAGGGCCACUCCAAUAAUUGGCACUUUUCUACUUACAGGCUUAUUGGACAGUGAGAAAAGGUGUCUCGAAAAGUUCACAUCAUUCACAAUGUGCAUUGGUAUUCACCUGCCAGCAGUUCCAAAUGAAGAUUUUCGUCUGGAACUAUGGGUUGAUUACGAGGCUGGCCGUCGGCUCUUGGGAUACAAGGAAGAGCCGGGCGUGAGGUUACAAUGCGCAGUUGGUGAACAUCUUUACAAUGGCAUGAAAUCUAGCAAGGUCGUGAAGCAUGCGCUGGAAAGGAGCCAUCCUGAAGGUGCCAUCAAACCCGACGUGGACCAAGGCGUGUUGGUGGGAACUAAAGCCAUAGAGAUUUUGCCAUCAGGCCCAGACUACAAAGUCAUCAUAUUUUUGGGAUUCGAAAAUGGCAAACAAACGCAUAAUGAAUUGUUUCCUGUCUAG